Messenger RNA from Penicillium macrosclerotiorum, 1551 nucleotides. Its product is annotated as putative mRNA processing protein (Mss51). Lineage: Eukaryota; Fungi; Ascomycota; Eurotiomycetes; Eurotiales; Aspergillaceae. The transcript has 3 exons. Gene Ontology annotation, cellular component: extrinsic component of mitochondrial inner membrane. The record is from RefSeq and is a predicted model, not a curated record. Bases 1 to 1551 code for a protein of 516 amino acids. Gene Ontology annotation, biological process: mitochondrial respiratory chain complex IV assembly.
AUGGCCAGAGGAUACACCUGUGCCCAGUGCCUUCAGGUGCUUCGGCAAGGAGUCCGAGCACAUGGCUCUCCAGCCAGAUUACCGAGCUUGGGCCCUUCUCGCCGGAGAUGCGCCGUCUCCCCGUUGUGGACUCGCAGCUUCGGCUCCGAACGCAACAACGGCUUGCUAGCAACCAACCCUCAAGAUCAGGGCACUGGCAAGGCUUCGUCUGCUAUUAAGUCAUCUAUAUCCCAGCCGUUCGCUCAGCGGGCCGCCUCCACCUCCACUGGCCCCAACGUCGACACUCGAGCGCUCUUGAAGCCUGACAACCUGUUCCACUCGUUCUCGAACUCGCCCUCACCCGCCAUUCGACAGCGCGCUGCUUUUAUUAAGCAGAAUGCCUUUUGCCCGCAUCCUAGCCAUCAGCAGACACGUGUCCCUGUCUCGCCUAACGACUCGGAAGCGCGCAAGACCUCCGACGAGGCUAGCCAGCCCCCGGCCCACUCUCACUUCGAGUGUCCCGAUUGCGGCGUGCCCAUCUACUGCUCGGAGGGCCACUGGAUGGAUGACUUUGAAGCUCACCUUGAGGUCUGCGAGACCAUCCGUCAGAUCAACGAGGACGACCAUGACCUGCAUUCCGGCCGCUUCUUCCCGGAGUUCUCGUACCCGGGCGUCCAGGAUGAUAACUUCGUAAUCAACAUGACCAAUUGGGAUACUUAUAUGUAUACCCGCGAGUUCGAGGCGAUCAACUCAGACCGCUCGAUGCGGCAGGUCACUCGCAUGCUUACAUACCCGCAGACCAUUGCGAGUGUCUUGCAUGAGCUGAGCCCGUACAGUAUCCAGAAGAAGAACCGGUUGACGGCUGAGGGAUUGAAAAGUUUCAGUGCCCUCCGUUACUCCUUGCACCCUCCCAAGACUGGCGAAGAUAUUGACGUCAAGGGCCUGCGCUUGAAGGCUCCUCCGGUCCGUAUCUUUAUCCUCGGUGCUCGCGCUGAGUCCUCCUUGCCCCGAGAAGUCUGGCUGCAGCUCUCGUAUAUGUUCCCCCGCUCCCUCCUGCACAUCAUCUUCAUUGGCCCUGAGAGCAUGGCCAACCGUGACGCGGAGUUCCCGCUCCCCGAGCGCACCCCCGAGAACCCCUUCGGUGCCAUCGUUGAGGAUCGUCUUGGUGGCCAAAUGAAGAUCUCCACUUACGUCGAUUACUUCCACACCAUGUACAAGGCCCAGUACUUCCAACCCUUCGAUCCUUACCUCGACUGCUUCAUGCUGUUCCACCCCGGUCUUGGUCACCCGGCCUCUUCACACGAGUGGUCCGAGACCCUACCCCAGCUGCUGGAGACCAAGGUGCCCAUCCUCUGUACCGGGUAUACUCAGUGGGAUAUGGAGCGCGAUAUCAACUGGGUGCACGAGAAGUGCGCGGGCGAGUUCGAUCUGCUGCUCGAGCCGGGCGAGAACAUCUUCCGCAGUCUGCGCUGGGAUCUCAAUGACAUGGACCCGCACGAUGUGUCGUGUGGAAACUGGGGGUUGUGGGCAUUCCGUGGCAAGAGGUAUGAGGCAACUUUCAAGAGCGAGUAA